Molecule: messenger RNA, 774 nt
Organism: Phyllotreta striolata
Lineage: Eukaryota; Metazoa; Arthropoda; Insecta; Coleoptera; Chrysomelidae
Source: the annotation of a GenBank genome assembly
AUGUCAAUUGUAGAAACUUUGAAUUCGUUUAAAACUUUAAGCGAAAAUAAAAGCAUGCAAUUAGAUCUGCUAAAAGAUAAAAAGAUCGUUCUAUACGCAGCGACUUUAUUAGACAACGACGACACGGAAGUGUUGAACUUAUGCCUGGAUAUACUGGAAAACUUCGCGGAAAACGAGGAAACUCACGCGAUUUUGUUAUCCACCUUCGGGAUAUACGAAUCUGUAGAAUCGCUCUCUAUACACAUGAGGGAUAAAGAUAAAAAUAUUUUCCAACGAGCCGUAGGGAUCGCAGAAAAACUCAGGAAUUCAACAACAAAUUCCCACAAGAAAUUGAAGCACACUAAACGCCAGCAUGUCUUCUUCUUGCAUGUUGAAGGUCUUAAUGGAGAAAACUUGUUGAACUUGGAAGAAAUUUUAGUGAAAAUCAAGGGUAUAGUAUCGUUUCUAAUCGACAUCGAAUUAAAGAGGCUCACAGUUAGGAUUUGCCAGAGGCUGGAAAUCAGAGAAUUGGUGAAUAAAAUCUACAGUAAAACGAACCUGAAUUGCUCCAUCCUGGUGAGGAACAAUAAAACCGGUCUGGAGGAACGGGUGGACUUAUUAAGUACUGGUGUUGAUGCAUAUUGCACGGAUCCCAGUAAAUCUUAUUUAGCCUUUCCCGAAGACUAUUCGCAUGGAGGGAAAGCCAUCGCGGAAUCCGCCAGGAAAAUCGUGCAAAGCGGGAAUAAUGUCAUUAAAAGCAUGGUGAAUUUUUGGAAUGACGCCUUUUAUUGGUAG